AUGGCCAAGGGAGGCAAGCCAGCUCCCAAGCCAGUGCCCAAGCCGGCGCCCAAGCCGGCGCCCAAGCCAGCUCCUGCUCCAGCACCAGCCCCGAAGCCAGCUCCAGCACCCAAACCAGCGCCAGCUCCAGCACCCAAGCCAGCACCCAAGCCAGCACCCAAGCCAGCACCCGCGCAAGGAACGAGGCCGCUCGUUCGCCCCAAUAUGCCUCCUGCAACACCCAGUCCGCAUUAUGUGUUCGUGGCGCCAACGCCGCUUUGGGUCGUGCGACCCGUGCCCAUUGUAGUCGUCUUUACUGCGACAACGUACUGGUCGCGGCCGUCGUGCAGCAGUCGGUACUGUCAGAGUGACUUUGCGGCGUGCCGUCGGCUGUACAGCUACGACGACUGCGUCUGCGUACCCGGUCUUCUCCACUGCAUGGAGCGGCAAUGCUAUACCGACUACCCGUGGGCGGUCUCCGAGUGCCUGCGCGGUGUGAACCCGCGGGCGCUCUGCCAUCUCUCGUGCGCACCUAUCGUGCCGGGGGACUUUAGCGCGGCCGUGGUGCCGCCAAGCAACUACAGCGUACUUCUUCGUCUGUCCGUUCAAGGCAUCUCCACCAGCGAUUGGGCAGCGUACGAGGUCAAUGUGCCAGAGCUGCUCCAAGCGGCGCAGGUGCAAGCGACCAACGGCAGUGGGCCGUGGCCCGUCACCCUCUACACUGCGCCGUACGAGGCCGACAAUGACUCGCACACGGAGCUAAUGGCCGAAAUCCAUACGACGAGUCCCUCGAGCAUGCUCAGCGCCCAAGCGUUCUUUCUCAACGCGUCGGCGACCGAGUGGCUUGCGACGACCUUGUGGCACUACGGUGUCCUCUUCAACACGAGCCAGUUGGCCAUCACCAGCGUUCAGACAUUCGUGCGUCCGCUCUCCAACGCUACGGCCCCCACGACAACCAUGGACAAUUUCCCAACGAUAGAGCCACCCACAACGACAGCAGCGCUGGACUCGGGUCUUGGGUUCAUUUUAGGAUCCUUGCUCGGACUGGGAAUGCUUGGGCUCGGGUACCUGUGCCAGCGCCGCCAACGGCGAACAUCGAUGACGUAUACCAACAUUGAAAUGCGUUGA
Molecule: messenger RNA, 1107 nt
Organism: Saprolegnia diclina VS20
Lineage: Eukaryota; Oomycota; Saprolegniomycetes; Saprolegniales; Saprolegniaceae
Exons: 1
Coding region: 1-1107 (368 amino acids)
Source: RefSeq, a predicted model, not a curated record